This is a messenger RNA of Coregonus sp. 'balchen', 9477 nucleotides long. NCBI's taxonomy places the organism in Eukaryota, Metazoa, Chordata, Actinopteri, Salmoniformes, Salmonidae. The record is from the annotation of a GenBank genome assembly.
GAUGUCUGUGCGGUUUAGGAUCGCAGAGCUCAGACCCUUACGGCAAGAUGACAUCGGAAGACAUCUAUAACCUGCCCCUCAACGUGUACGUCAUCAUCCUGGGCAUCGGCCUCUUCAUCUUCAUGCUCAGCCUGAUCUUCUGCUGCUACAUGUUCAGGUGAGGCUUACUUCACGGCAGUGAUCACCUACAUUCUUGGAAAAAAGGGUUAAAAAAAGGUUAUACGGCUGUCCCAACAGGAGAACCCUUUUUGGUUCCAGGUUAUAAAAAACUUUUAGAUCCAGGUGGAACCAUUUUGGGUUCCAUGUAGAAAACUCUGUGGAAAGGGUUCUACAGGCAACCCAAACGGUUCUACCUGGAACCAAAAGGGUUCUAGCUGGAGCCAACAAGGGUUCUCCUAUGGGGACAGCCGGAGAACCCGUUUAGGUUCUAGAUAGCACCAUUUUUUUCUAAGAGUGUAGGGGCUAUAUCAUUAAGCAAGGUCAAUGACUUAUGGGUGUGGUACUCUCAGUAACCCAUAGUCAGCUAUAGCUUCCUUUAUAGACCACAAUGUUAAAGAGUUAUGUUUUUGUCAAUGUUAGCUCAGCUGGCUAAAUUAUUGAUCCUGCUUUGGGAAGUACAACCCUGAGGCAGACACAAUCAGGUAGUACAAUAGGUUUUAAACAACAAUGUGAUUAAUGCUAGGUAUUGAACAACCUCAUGACAUCAUCAGCUGCCAGGCUUUUUGCUAAGACUGUGUUUACACCUGGAGCAAAAUGUGUUUUCUGGCCAAAUCUGAGGCAACAUAUUCUACACUUUCUUGUUGUCCAGAUGAAGAACCAAAAAUACAUACUGAAAUUUGCUCCUGAUCAAGUGCUUUGCAGCUGUAGCACAGCCAAGUGUAGACACAUUGUGACUUGCAUUUGACAUUCAUGUGAAUACUAUAGGGAAAACUGGUCUCCAUGCCAACACAUUGGGCACAAUGAGACAUGAUAUGAUAGAGAGAUGAGAUAUACUGAACAAAAAUAUAAACGCAACAUUUAACAAUUUCAAAUAUUUUGCUGAGUUACAGUUCAUAUAAGGAAAUCAGUCAAUUGAAAUAAAUCAUUUAGGCCCUAAUCUAUGGAUGUCACAACUGGGAAUACAGAUAUGCAUCUGUUGGUCACAGAUACCUUAAAAAAAAGGUAGGUGCGUGGAUCAGAAAACCAGUCAGUAUCUGGUGUGCCCACCAUUUGCAUCAUGCAGCGUGACACAUCUCCUUCAUAUAGAGUUGAUCAAGCUGUUGAUUGUGGCCUGUGGAAUGUUGUCCCACUCCUCUUCAAUAGCUGUGCGAAGUUGCUGGAUACUGGUGGGAACUGGAACACGCUGUCAUACAUGUCGAUUCAGAGCAUCCCAAACAUGCUCAAUGGGUGACAUGUCUGUUGAGUAUGCAGGCCAUGGAAGAACUGGGAUAUUUUCAGCUUCCAGGAAUUGUGUACAGAUCCUUGCGACAUGGGGCCGUGCAUUAUCAUGCUGAAACAUGAGGUGAUUGCGGCGGAUGAAUGGCACGACAAUGGGCCUCAGGAUCUCGUCACGGUAUCUCUGUGCAUUCAAAUUGCCAUCGAUAAAAUGCAAUUGUGUUCGUUGUCCAUAGCUUAUGCCAACCCAUACCAUAACCCCACCACCACCAUGAGGCACUCUGUUCACAACGUUGACAUCAGCAAACUGCUCAGCCACACGACGCCAUACAUGUGGUCUGCGGUUGUGAGGCCGGUUGAACGUACUGCCAAAUUCUCUAAAACGACGUUGCAGGUGGCUUAUGGUAGAGAAACGAGCAUAACAUUUUCUGGCAACAGCUCUGGUGGACAUUCCUGCAGUCAGCAUGCCAAUUGCACGCUCCCUCAAAACUUGAGACAUCUGUAGCAUUGUGUUGUGUGACAAAACUGCACAUUUCAGAGUGGCCUUUUAUUGUCCCCAGCACAAGCUGUACCUGUUUAAUGAUUAUACUAUUUAAUCAGCUUCUUGAUAUGCCACACCUGUCAGGUAGAUGGAUUAUCUUGGCAAAGGAGAAAUGCUCACCAACAGGGAUGUAAACAAAUUUGUGCACUACAUUUGAGAGAAAUAAGCUUUUUGUGGGUUUGGAACAUUUCUGGGAUCUUUUAUUUCAGCUCAUGAAACAUGGGACCAACGCUUUACAUGUUGCGUUUAUAUUUUCAUACCAGAUUAAUCUAAUAUGAAAUUAUUUGGCGUCAAAACACUAUGUGUAUCUGCCAGUGUCAAAAAUAAUGUUUUUAAAUCCCUUUUUAUAAUUCUGUUUCAGGUUAAGGCGACAAGGCACAAGGGAGCAAUACGGAUAUAAUGAGGUAAUUUCAUCUUGUUUGAAUAAACAUUUGUACUGUCAGACAUACAAACACUAAACAAAACUCUUCAAAAAAGUUGUACAUUUCUCAAUUCAUGAUGACUUUGAUCUGCUGCUUCUUGAUUUCUUUGGAUUGGCAGAUGUUGUUGUUGAUGAUAUGUUUAGAAAAUUGAUUUAUAUGGAUUUAUAAAGCUGUUCUUUUGUUUUUAUUUUAUUGUAUAAAAUAGUUCCCUCUGUCAAAUAUAUGCAUCUUUGUUUCUAGGUUGUUUUGAAAGGAGCAGGAAAGAAACUGAGUCUUCUUGGAGUAAGUUGAUUUCAUUGGUCCAGCUAUGCACUUUACAAAUAAGAACAUUUUGUUUCAGCAGGGGGAUAUAAUAUUGGCCUUGGCAUCAGAGGUUUAUGGUGGGGAGUGAGAGAGUUAGUUUUUUGAAGGGGAGUGUAAACGUGAUCUCUUUCCCAUCCUACAGCAGACCUGUGCCGUGUGCUUAGAAGAGUUCAAAAGCAGAGACGAGCUUGGAGUUUGUACCUGCUCACAUGCCUUCCACAAGAAGUAAGUCCCUUCCCACAGUCUUGGCUUUGAUGGCAUGAAGUGAACAGCUGCAGGUAUACUCAGAGGGAAGAGAUCAAAAGCAAUGAAACACUAAAAUUGUAAUGUUAAAAAAUCAUGACAAAGCCCUCCAGGUGUAGUGUCAAAGUGACAGGCAUUUACUGUCUGUGUGACUUUGUCAUUUGACUAUAUGAGCCUGUUUACCCCUAACGCAAGCCAUAUGUCUCUCCCUAGUCCAGGGGUGUCAAACAUACGGCCCGGAAGCCCAUUCAAUCCGGCCCGCGUGUGAUUUGAGUAAAAAAAAUGAGUGUGUAACAAUUGCUGAAAUGAGCAUAGAAAAUUCCUAAAACAAUUGAUAGACAACUUGUAGCAGGUGAUUUGGAAGGAGUCAGGCGCAGGAGGGGUAAAUCACAGAAUAAAUGGUUUAUUCGGCAGAUACAGCGGUACGCAGCAAUGCGUAAAACAACUACAGUGAAGUAAUAACGGCGCACUGGAGAAAACAAAACACACAGGUGAAAAUCCCGGCGAUAAGGUACAUAAAGCUCCACCGAGCUAUCGACACCUCCACAUGAAACAAUCACACACAAAGACAUGGGGGCAGAGGGAAUACUUAUACAGGGACUGAUGAGGGGAUAUGAACCAGGUGUGUGUAAAAACAAGACAAAACAAAUGGAAUGAUGAGAUGAGGAGCGGCAGUAGCUAGAAGGCCGGUGACGACGAAUGCCAAAGCCUACCCGAACAAGGAGAGGAGGCAGCUUCGGAGGAAGUCGUGACAGUACCCUCCCCUUGACGCGCAGCUCCAGCAGCGCGCCGACACCGGCCUCGGGUACGGCCAGGAGGACGGGGAGCAGGGCGAGACGGAUGGCGACGGUGGAAAUUCCGCCUCAGGGAGCGAUCGAGGACAUCCCUCACCGGGACCCGGCACUGCUCCUCCGGACCGUACCCCUCCCACUCCACAAGGUACUGAAGGCCCCCCACCCGACGCCUCAAAUCCAGGAGUACGCCGGGGCCCCCUCGAUGUCCAGAGGGGGCGGAGGGACCUCCCGCACCUCAGACUCCUGGAGCGGACCAGCCACCACCGGCCUGAGGGAGAUACGUGAAACGAGGGGUUAAUACGGUAAUCAGGAGGGAACAGCAACCUAUACGUAACCUCGUUAACUCUCCUCAGGACUUUGAACGGCCCCACAAAACGCGGGCUCAGCUUCCGGCAGGGUAGGCGGAGGGGCAGGUUCUGGGUCGAGAGCCAGACCCGAUCACCCGGUACAAAGACCGUGGCCUCACUGCGGUGAUGGUCAGCGUUGGCUUUCUGGCGACGCACGGAGCGCAGGAGGUGGACGUGGGCGGCGUUCCAGUUGUCCUCUGUAGGAGCUUCGGUCUGGCUCUGAUGCCAUGGUGCCAGGACCGACUGAUACCCUAAAACUCAUUGAAAUGGAGAUAGGUUAGUGGAGGAGUGGUGGAGAGAGUUCUGGGCAUAUUUGGCCCAUGGCAAGAACACGACCACUCCCCCGGCUGGUCCUAGCAGUAGGACCGUAGGAACCUACCCACAUCCUGAUUUACCCGUUCCACCUGCCCAUUAGAUUCGGGGUGAAACCCAGAGGUCAGGCUGACUGAGACCCCCAGACGUUCCAUGAACAUCUUCCAGACCCUAGACGUAAACUGGGGACCCCGGUCAGACACUAUGUCCUCUGGCACCCCGUAUUGCCGGAAGACGUGAGUAAACAGGGCUUCCGCGGUUUGCAGGGCCGUGGGGAGACCGGGCAGAGGAAGGAGGCGGCAGGCUUUAGAAAAGCGGUCCACAUCGACCAGGAUGGUGGUGUUACCCUGAGAGAGGGGAAGAUCAGUUAGGAAGUCAAUCAAUGAGUGGGACCAUGGCCGUUGUGGAACUGGUAAGGGAUGUAACUUAACCAGGUGCCUAGGUGCCUUACUCUGGGCGCAGACCGAGCAGAAGGAGGCAUACACCCUCACAUCCUUAGCCAAGGUAGGCCACCAGUACUUCCCGGUCAGGCAGCGCACUGUACGGCCGAUGCCUGGGUGACCAGAGGAGGAGGACGUGUGUGCCCAAUAGAUAAGACGAUCAUGGACACUAGACGGCACAUACCGCAGCCCAGCUGGGCAUUGAGGUGGAGAUGGCUCUGUGCGUAACGCCCGCUCUAUGUCCAUGUCUACCGCCCACACCACCGGCGCCACAAUGCAGGAGGCCGGGAGUAUGGGGGUGUUGUCUAUGGGCCUCUCCUCUUUGUCGUAAACCUCCGAUAGUAAUUGGCAAAGCCAAUGAAGCCCUGCACCUCCUUUACCGUUUUUGGAGUCGGCCAAUUACGCACGUCUGAAAUGCGGUCUCCCUCCAUCUCCACACCUGAGGUGGUGAUGUGGUAUCCGAGGAAGGAGACAGAUUGUUGGAAGAACAGACUAUUUUCUGCCUUGGCAUAUAGGUCAUGCUCCAACAGUUGGCCCAGCACUCUGCGAACCAGGUACACAUGCUCGGCGCGCGUAGCAGAAUACACCAGAAUGUCAUCGAUGUAGACCACCACACCAUGACCAAGCAUGUCCUGAAACACCUAGUUCACAAAGGACUGGAAGACUGAUGGAGCAUUCAUCAACCUGUACGGCAUCACCAGGUAUUCAUAAUGCCCCGUGGUUGUGCUAAAUGCUGUCUUCCACUCGUCCCCUUCCCGGACAUGCACCAGGUUGUAUGGACUCCUGAGAUCUAAUUUCGUGAAGAAGCGCGCCCCAUGCAUUGAUUCGAUAACAGAGGAGAUGAGGAGUAGAAGGUAACUAUAGCGAAUGGUAGUUUGAUUAAGUGCACGGUAAUCAAUGCAAGGGCGCAGACCUCCGUCUUUCUUCUUCACGAAAAAGAAACUUGAGGAGGCGGGUGAAGUAGAGGGACGUAUGAACCCCUGGCGCAGGGACUCAGAGACGUAUGUCUCCAUAGCCACCGUUUCAGCCUGCGACAGGGGAUGUACAGUGAGGGAAAAAAGUAUUUGAUCCCCUGCUGAUUUUGUACGUUUGCCCACUGACAAAGACGUGAUCAGUCUAUACAUUUAAUGGUAGGUUUAUUUGAACAGUGAGAGACAGAAUAACAACUAAAAAAUCCAGAAAAAAGCAUGUCAAAAAUGUUAUAAAUUGAUUUGCAUUUUAAUGAGGGAAAUAAGUAUUUGACCCCUUUGCAAAACGUGACUUAGUACUUGGUGGCAAAACCCUUGUUGGCAAUCACAGAGGUCAGACGUUUCUUGUAGUUGGCCACCAGGUUUGCACACAUCUCAGGAGGGAUUUUGUCCCACUCCUCUUUGCAGAUCUUCUCCAAGUCAUUAAGGUUUCGAGCCUGAUGUUUGGCAACUCGAACCUUCAGCUCCCUCCAGAGAUUUUCUAUGGGAUUAAGGUCUGGAGACUGGCUAGGCCACUCCAGGACCUUAAUGUGCUUCUUCUUGAGCCACUCCUUUGUUGCCUUGGCCGUGUGUUUUGGGUCAUUGUCAUGCUGGAAUACUCAUCCACGACCCAUUUUCAAUGCCCUGGCUGAGGGAAGGAGGUUCUCACCCAAGAUUUGACGGUACAUGGCCCCGUCCAUCGUCCCUUUGAUGCGGUGAAGUUGUCCUGUCCCCUUAGCAGAAAAACACCCGCAAAGCAUAAUGUUUCCACCUCCAUGUUUGACGGUGGGGAUGGUAUUCUUGGGGUCAUCAUAGGCAGCAUUCCUCCUCCUCCAAACACUGCGAGUUGAGUUGAUGCCAAACAGCUCAAUUUUGGUCUCAUCUGACCACAACACUUUCACCCAGUUCUCCUCUGAAUCAUUCAGAUGUUCAUUGGCAAACUUCAGACGGGCCUGUAUAUGUGCUUUCUUGAGCAGGGGGACCUUGCGGGCGCUGCAGGAUUUCAGUCCUUCACGGCGUAGUGUGUUACCAAUUGUUUUCUUGGUGACUAUGGUCCCAGCUGCCUUGAGAUCAAUGACAAGAUCCUCCCGUGUAGUUCUGGGCUGAUUCCUCACCGUUCUCAUGAUCAUUGCAACUCCACGAGGUGAGAUCUUGCAUGGAGCCCCAGAACGAGGGAGAUUGACAGUUAUAUUGUGUUUCUUCCAUUUGCGAAUAAUCGCACCAACUGUUGUCACCUUCUCACCAAGCAGCUUGGCGAUGGUGUUGUAGCCCAUUCCAGCCUUGUGUAGGUCUACAAUCUUGUCCCUGACAUCCUUGGAGAGCUCUUUGGUCUUGGCCAUGGUGGAGAGUUUGAAAUCUGAUUGAUUGAUUGCUUCUGUGGACAGGUGUCUUUUAUACAGGUAACAAACUGAGAUUAGGAGCACUCCCUUUAAGAGUGUGCUCCUAAUCUUAGCUCGUUACCUGUAUAAAAGACACCUGGGAGCCAGAAAUCUUUCUGAUUGAGAGGGGGUCAAAUACUUAUUUCCCUCAUUAAAAUGCAAAUCAAUUUAUAACAUUUUUGACAUGCGUUUUUCUGGAUUAUUUUGUUGUUAUUCUGUCUCUCACUGUUCAAAUAAACCCAGUGAGAACCCUCUGCGGCCAUGAAAAGGUGGGGUCGUGUAGUGCUAGCCAGGGAAGGCCCAACACAACAGGGAAGUCAGGGGACUCAAUAAUAUAAAAGGUGAUUUGCUCUCUAUGGGUCUCCUGCGUAAUCAUAGUGACUGGUGCUGUAACCUCCCUAACAAAACCUGACCCUAAUGGUCGACUGUCAAGUGCUUUGAUGGGCAAUGGAAUGGACAGGGGAACCAAUGUAAUACGUAGACUAUUAGCUAAAGACCUGUCCAUAAAGUUCCCAGCAGCGCCUGAAUCGACCAGCACCUAACACUGGGGAACUACAGUGUAAUCAGGAAAGUUUACGUGGAUGGUGAAAUGCGCAGCAGAGGGCUCUGAACGAGUGAGGGUUUGUGCUACCUAAGGUGACGCGAGAGUGCCCUGCCUGCCGCCUCCAGACCCAGAUGAACUCUGACGAAGAGGCGAGCGAACUCCCCGUAGUUGUCCAACACGUCUCCUCCUUCACUCCAGACCACGUUGGCCCACUCCAGGGCUUUCCCCGAGAGGCAGGAGACGAGGGCGGACACCUUAUCCCGACCCGAUGGAGCCGGGCUGAUGGUGGUAAAAUAGAGGUCCAACUGCAUGAGGAAACCCUGGCAGCGGGCCGCUGUCCCGUCAUAUUCCCUCGGUCGAGACAGGUGAAUACCUCUGGGCGCUGGGGUGUGGGUGGCUGGAUCCGGUUGCUCGGCUGGUUCCGCAGGGUCGGGUCCUCUCCUCUCCAGGCGCUGGAGGACCUGGAGAACCCGAUCCAUCGCUUCACCCAAGCUGGCUAACAUGUUGGAAUGCUCCCGGACCCGCUCAACGACUCCAUGCUGUUGGGCAUGAGCAUAGAAAAUUCCAAAAACAAUUGAUAGACAACUUGUAGCGGGUGAUUUGGAAGGAGUCAGGCGCAGGAGGGCUAAAUCACAGAAUAAAUAGUUUAUUCGGCAGAUACAGCAGUACGCAGCAAUGUGCAAAACAACUACAGUGCGGUAAUAACGGCGCACUGGAGAAAACAAAACACACAAGUGAAAAUCCAGGCGAUACGGUACAUAAAGCUCCACCGAGCUAUCGACACCUCCACAUGAAACAAUCACACACAAAGACAUGGGGGGCAGAGGGAAUACUUAUACAGGGACUGAUGAGGGGAUAUGAACCAGGUGUGUGUAAAAACAAGACAAAACAAAUGGAAUGAUGAGAUGAGGAGUGGCAGUGGCUAGAAGGCAGAAGCCUGCCCGAACAAGGAGAGGAGGCAGCUUCGGAGGAAGUCGUGACACAACUAUUUCUUUUAAAUUUAGACUGCGAUGAAAUAUAACACAUUUUCAGUGCGGCCUCUUUGAAGACCGAAUGUGGCCCCCGGGGCAAAAUGAGUUUGACACCCCUGCCCUAGUCUAAUGACUUCUCUCACAGGAUAUGUUUGACAUGUUAGUAGCCAAUGGCCUAUAUAAUAAUAUGCAGGGUGGUGUGUACAGUUUAACCUUCCCCUGAAUUGUUAUAUUAUUAACUGUGUACAGUGUUGUUACAAUGUGCAAAUAGUAGAAGUACAAAUGACAAGGGGAAAUAAAUAACCAGAUAAAUAUAGGUUUUAUUUACUUUGGUGUUUGUGCUCCACCAGUUGCCCUUUUCUUAUCGCAACAGGUCACACAUUUUGCUGCGAUGAUUGCACACUGCGGUAUUUCACCUAACAGAUAACGGAGCUUAUCAAUAUUUGAUUUGUUUUCAAAUAAUUUUUGGGUCCUUGUAAUCUGAGGGAAAUAUGUGUGUCUCAUAUUGUCAUACAUUUGGCCGAAGGUUAGGAAGUGUAGCUCAGUUUCCACCACAUUUUGUGGGCAGUGUACACAUAGCCUUUCUUCUCUUGAGAGCCAGGUACUGUCUAUACAUUGCAAAUGUUUUUCUCUGUUUUCUGUCAGUCUGAAUCUAUCUCUCUCUCUCUCUCUCUUUCUUUCUCUCUGUCUCUCUCUCUGUCUGUCUAUAAUAUAAUACCUUCCCCGCUCUGCCCCCACGCAGGUGUCUGUUAAAAUGGCUGGAGAUCCGCAGUGUCUGCCCCAUGUGCAACAAACCCAUCUGCCGUUUGCAGCCAGACCCCCAACAGGGCGCAGAGGGGCCCCAGAGCCCAAUGGAGGUG